AUGUUCGGCUUCCAUCUCAGCUACCAGUGGCUUCACUAUACUCGACCUUCAGGACCUCCAUCUCCAAUCCCUCAAGGCCUCGAACGUCACUGGGUAAACACACCCCAAGGCCGAAUCGAAGUUCUCUCCAACACCCCCUCCAUCACCAAGAAGUUCAAUGGCCCUCCCAUAGUCUUCUGCCACGGCGGCAUGGGCUGCGCAUGGGUAUGGACAGAAUACAUGCAGUAUCUGGCAGCACGUGGUGUUCAAUGCUAUGCCGUUUCGUUGCGCGGCCACGGCGAAUCAUGGCAUCCAUCGUAUUUCCGCAUGGUCUUUGCAACGCCUCGAAGUGCUUUGGCUUCCGACCUCGUUGCGGCUAUAGAGUGGGUGCAGAUCAGGGAAGAGAGUGAGGUUAUGCUUGUUGGACAUUCAAGUGGUGGUGGUUUGAGCCAAGACGUUCUUAGCGACGGGGUAGCGAAUGUGAAAGCACUUGCUUUGCUGGGUGCAGUCCCAGGAUUUGGAUCAAUAGGCGUGUACAUGAAUUGGUGGAAGAUGGAUCCAUGGUUCACCAUCCGAAUGAUCUUCCAUCUCUGGCACUCCAAUUCACCGCUAUCCCACCCAAAGCUCACUCAAAGAGCUUUCUUUGGCGACAAGUUUCCUCUCUCAGCCGUCAUCCCGUUCCAACGUCACAUGAACCGCUACGAGAGUUACCUGUGGCCUUUUAGCAUGAUGUACAGCUUCACAUCGCCAUCAAACAUCUUGAACCAUAUCCGUAAUGAUGGCGCCAGUGGUGAAAAGGUACUUGUCAUGGCAGGUACUCAAGAUAAGCUGAUGACUGGUCCUGUGACGGAGAAGACAGCGACAUUUUAUCGUGAGGCUGGAACUGCUAAGCGAGACGGUGUAAGAUUACGAUUCGUCGAGGGAGCAGGACAUCAUUUACAGAAUGAUGUUCAAUGGGAAGACGGCGCAGAGAAGUUGUUUGAGUUUUAUAAAGGCAUUGCUUGA
Messenger RNA from Fusarium redolens, 984 nucleotides. RefSeq names its product Alpha/Beta hydrolase protein. The transcript is spliced from 2 exons. NCBI's taxonomy places the organism in Eukaryota, Fungi, Ascomycota, Sordariomycetes, Hypocreales, Nectriaceae. The coding region runs from base 1 to 984 and encodes 327 amino acids. The record is from RefSeq and is a predicted model, not a curated record.